AUGGCAAACGACAAGAGAGCCAAGUUCCACACCUCCGGUGGUCCCAGGUGCCGCCCCUGCCUUGGCAAAGGUUUUGCACGAGCCUUGCUGCAGAGCGUCGCCGUGAAGAAAGAGGCAACGGAAUCCAGGGACCACGGAUCCCUUGGAUUGGGCGCCGGCAACGUAGCCGGGCGGCCUUUUAAGGAGCAGCCACACGUGGUGACCGAGAGUCAGGAGCUGUGCUUCUUGUGGAAGCCGAAAGGCCGCGAGUUGGGCUGA
Messenger RNA from Cladocopium goreaui, 258 nucleotides. The record is from the annotation of a GenBank genome assembly. NCBI's taxonomy places the organism in Eukaryota, Dinophyceae, Suessiales, Symbiodiniaceae.